Molecule: messenger RNA, 2219 nt
Organism: Rana temporaria (common frog)
Lineage: Eukaryota; Metazoa; Chordata; Amphibia; Anura; Ranidae
Gene: GCGR
Product: glucagon receptor
Exons: 14
Coding region: 212-1696 (494 amino acids)
Biological process (GO): adenylate cyclase-activating G protein-coupled receptor signaling pathway; cell surface receptor signaling pathway
Cellular component (GO): plasma membrane
Molecular function (GO): peptide hormone binding; glucagon receptor activity
Source: RefSeq, a predicted model, not a curated record
GCAGCCCUGCAGCUUUUCUCAUUACUGCACUGAUGUGGCCCCCAGGUGAUUAUAAUGAAGGCGGAGCCUCCCAUGUGGGAAUCAUUCAGAGAGGACAGGAUGAGACAUCACUUCAUAUCAGAGCAAGCUGCUGCAGCCGUGCGCACUUAUCCUGAAGGCUCCACUGCAAGAAAUCACAAAAUCCUCCAGAUGAGGUUGUCGGUGCCCAGUGAUGCCCCAGCCUAUCCGCCUCCGUGUCUUUCUGGUGCUGAUAGCGCUAUUCCAGGUACUUGUGCAAACAGCUGCCUCUGCUCAGAUGAUGAAUUACCUGCGUGACAGCUGGAAGAAAUACGCCAUGGAGUGCCAUGACAAGAUGCUAAGGGAGCCCCUUUCAUCAGGGCUGGUCUGUAACCGGACAUUUGAUAAUUUUGCUUGCUGGCCCGAUGCUCCGCCCAACACAACAAUCAACAUCUCAUGCCCUUGGUACCUACCCUGGUAUAAUAAAGUGCAGCAUGGCUUCGUGUACAAGCACUGCGGUCCCGAUGGGCAAUGGGUGGAGUCAUCGAACCGUCAAAAUGAAACCCUUGAAUGUCAGCGGGACUUGGAGGACCUGAAAGCUGAGGAAAUCUUUUUCAAGACCUAUGAAAACUUUAAGGUCAUGUACACCGUAGGAUAUUCCAGCUCGGUAGCCGCUCUCAUACUGGCCCUCGCCAUCCUUGUCGGAUUCAGUAAACUUCACUGCAUGAGGAAUUACAUCCACAUGAACCUCUUCGUCUCCUUCAUUCUGAGGGGCGUCGGCAUACUUGUGAGCGACACCUUGCUGAAGACCAGUUACAGCAAAACCGAUUUUGAGCACCACGUGGAGAUCAGCAAUGAGACUGGAUGCCGCGUCGCCUAUGUGUUGGCGCAGUAUGCGACUAUUGCCAAUUACUACUGGCUGCUGGUGGAGGGGAUCUACCUGCACAAUCUUCUGGUGCUGGUUGUGUUUUCGGAAAGGAGUUACUUUAUGCUGUACAUCUGUAUUGGAUGGGGUGCCCCAGUUCUAUUUAUGGCUCCUUGGGUGGCUGUCAAGUAUACAUAUGAAAAUGAUCAGUGCUGGACCAUAAACAUCAAUAUGGGAUACUGGUGGAUCCUGCGUUCACCGGUGCUUCUUGCAAUAACGAUCAACUUUUUAAUAUUCAUGAGGAUAAUUCAGAUUCUGUUGUCGAAGAUGCGAGCUCAUCAGAUGAGGUACACAGACUAUAAACUCAGGCUGGCAAGAUCCACGCUCACACUCAUCCCUCUGCUGGGCAUACAUGAAGUGGUGUUUGCGCUGGUCACCGAUGAGACGGCAAUGGGAACCCUGAGACUAGUGAAACUUUUCUUUGACCUCUUCAUCGGCUCAUUUCAGGGAAUGCUGGUAGCUGUGCUCUACUGUUUUGUCAACAAAGAGGUCCAAUCCGAGCUCUUGAAAAAAUGGAAGCGUUGGAAACUCGGGAAAGACAUCGAAGACGAAUACAAAAACACGAACAGCCAACCUCCCCGAGCUGGGCUCGGCAGCAUCUGCGAAAAGCACAACCUGGUCGACGGAUGCAACAACGGGGCCAGCAAGUCGCGGCACAGCGACGACACCUGGUACAACGAGAAGAUGGGCAGCAGCGCCACCGAACAGAUCAUGCUGAGCGAACGACAGAACAGCUUCGAGUAUCCAGACAGCAGCUCAGAACACAUCUUCUAAGCCAAAGCAUGCAAGCCACCCAGAGGCGAGGUAUUCAUGAACAAUCUUGGACUGGCCAUCUGGCAAUUCUGGUCUGUGCCGGAAGGCCUGGUGUGAUUGGGGUGAGCUGGACAGCAAAGAUCACUGCUAUUAAGCACAUUCUGCAUCCGGAGCUUCACUCUGAACGGACUUACGAUCGUAUGAAAGGUAUUGGUUGCCCAAGCUGGGAAAGUUGGACCAUAUAGAUAAAAGAGAAGCCAGCAUCCUUCAUAAGCCAGGGCCUUCACAUCGUAAAAUAAGCGCUGUUUAUACCCUGGAACCGUCACCAAAACGGGCUAGUGCAACACAAAAAAAAAAACAUGGAUUCUGAGAUGCUAUACGAGUUGACAUAAGAGAAGAGCUUCCCAGUCAACAGCAACGCCAUGGUGACAUUUACCUCUAUCCUUGGACUUAAGUUGUGGCGUUUUGAAACCUCUAAAAAGUAUUGGAUAUUCCAGAAUUGACUGAUCAGCAGUAUUAAAUGGGUAAACCAAUGAUUAGGAAA